AUGGCGGAGCCCAUGAGCCCCCCGCCAUGUUCCCAUCCAUCCGUACAGCCCCAUUGGGGUCCAGCACAUCGCGGGCUUCCCCCUUACAGCCUGACCAUCGUCCAGGAGGGAUUCAGCCGCCCGCGACCCGACGGGACGUUGGAGGCGGAUGGAACCAUCACAUUAGUGAGGGGGGGUCCCGUCACGGCCCUGGUGGACACGGGGGGUCCGUGGGGCCGGCGGCGCCUCCUGGACGGGCUGGAAUCUAUUGGGGUCACCCCACGGGACGUCACCCACGUGCUGUGCACCCACGGCCACUCGGACCACGUGGGGAACAUCAACCUGUUCCCUUCCGCCUCCAUCUUGGUGGGCUUCGAUUGAGCUGUGGCCGGGCUCUUCCUGCCCCAUAAGUUGGCUCAGGGGGUCCCGUACGCCCCACACCCCGGGUUGGUGGAGGUGGUGGCUACUCCAGGUCACGUAAAGGCCCACGUCAGUGUGUUGGUACGUGGGACCGACGUGGGGACGGUGCUGGUGGCCGGGGACCUGUUUGAGUGUGAGGGGGACGAGGGGCUGUGGGGCUGAGCGAGGACCCCCCCACCAGAGCAGAGCAGGGGGUGGGCAAUGGGGGCGGCUGAUGUCAUUGUGCCGGGACCAUGGGGCUGCGUUCAGGGUGAU
Coturnix japonica (Japanese quail) is the source of this 654-nucleotide messenger RNA. The record is from RefSeq and is a predicted model, not a curated record. Lineage: Eukaryota; Metazoa; Chordata; Aves; Galliformes; Phasianidae.